CUCGUAUUAGUUCACAGGGUCGUGGGAUGAGUUAAUAGGCUCUAAACACACCCUUGUAUAAAACGAUCGGGUCUGUUUGCUGCGAGAGUUGCGUCGGUAAGAUGGACAAUGUCAAACCGUUGAGAUGGUUGACGUUCAACCUUCUGAUAUGGCAUGUUGCAUCUAGUAUUGAUAACAUAGACAUACCACUUCGACUGAUAGAAUGUUUCUCGGAAUGGGCAAAAAGGGAGAACCUCACUAACAUAGCUGGCCAGUCUGUGCUACACACAUGUAUGUCAGGUUAUCUGUGGGAGACGGGAAUGGAGAGAUGGAGCCCAGAUAUUGACCCAGACAUUUCGAAGUACAUCUCGGAAGACGUGGCGGAGAGGAUCAAUCGAUUACGUGAAACAAGAAGCACGGACGCCACGACCGCUUCGCCAUACAGAAACCUCCGCGUCCGCAAAGAGUACCGCAUGUUAACUGACAAGGAAAGACGGAAAUAUCACAGGGCGGUGAAAGCUCUUAAACAAGAUAAGAGACUGAAACCGAACACAUUCGAUGCUAUUGCUAAUUACCACAACGCGAAAGUACAGAAUUCUGCGCACGGAGGACCUAAUUUCCUAGGAUGGCAUCGAAUUUAUCUCAUGAUGUAUGAAGACGCACUUAGAAGAAUGGACCCUGACGUGACAAUUCCGUACUGGGAUUGCAGGUUGGAUGAAGCAAUGAACAAUCCAGCAAAGUCCACGCUGUUUUCAGCUCGUUUUGCAGGAACUGGUGUAGGCGAGGUCGAUAAAGGUCCAUUUAAAGACUGGAACCAUGCUUCAUUUGGUAAACUAAAGCGAGACACUAAUAAUGGUGGGGAGCUCAUGAGUUACGAUGACGUGGAAAAUAUCCUUUCGAGAAAUUAUACUUCCGAGAUAACCAUCCCAACAGCGGAACUUAAGUACAACCUGGAGGUACUUCAUGGAAACAUACACAGUUUUGUUAGCGGACAUUUGGGAGAACUCACCUCCGCAGCACAUGAUCCUUUAUUCUACAUGCUUCAUGCUUUUAUUGAUUACAUCUGGUGGAUGUUCAGGAAAAAGCAAGAGGCCAAUGGGAUCGAUCCCUCCGAAGACUAUCCAGAAACAACAAUUAAGAAACAUCAUCCAGAUCAGACAAUGAAUGGGUUUAGUAUGUACAAAAAUAUCGAUGGGUAUUCUAGCAACUGGACAAGGGACAUUUACACCUAUGAUAUGAGCCCUACAUGUUCCAAAAACAAAUCUUCACAUUGCAAUUCAAAAUGGCUGAUAUGUGACCAUGAUACAGGCAGAUGUGUAUCAAAAGCACGUAGAAGAAACUACCGAUCACUAGCGCAGAGGUUUGGUGCAUUUAUGUCAUCCACGCCGGAAACGUGUCAGACGGAGGACACUGUUGAAGAUGGCUGCUUUAAGCUUGAUACAACUAUUCAAAACACAUUUGUCGUUGACGGCUCCGCUGAUUCCAGCAAAUGGGUUUAUCUUCCAAUUAAAAUUAUCAAUGAAAGGAAAAUGGCAGAAAUAUUCAGGUCGUUCGGAGUUGAAAACGGUGAAGCCAAUGAGACUUUGGACAUUUAUGAUUCGAAACAGUAUGAUGAACUGAAACGAAAUGAAGAUGAUGGUAAGAUGGGUACCUAUCGGAAGUGCCAGCUCUCUGGCUCUGGCGCCACCAAAAUAUUCGUAAAUGUUUACGGGUUGAAUUACUAUGGCUUUUCCACGGAAUACACUAUAGUGGAUGAAAGAAUUGCAUUGUCGGCAGGGUACACUUACGUCCCCGUUAGGAAACCCACGGAUAAACCUUCAGAAGCGUUCAUCUCGGCGUACGACUCCUGUGGAAGACUCUGCAAGCCUUACUGUAGAGAGGAUGGGAUGUACAAACCAUGUACUGCCGCGAUUCGUAUGGGUAACUAUUCCAAUGGACAGUACGGGAAUACGUUUGCAGAUGCCCUCCUGAAUACAUGGAGCUUUGAUGGCGAUGGAGUCCCAGAGGUGAACGCUGCCAACGUGUACUUGGCGUUCUACUGUAACCGUAAGGAAACUUGGCCAUGGCAACAAUACAAUAAAUAAACACAAAACUUUCACACCAAAGAGUAUAUAAUAGUUAGGUGGUCUACCUGCUUUUUAGCGAAAAAUGUUUUUUUUUUCUUCUAUUUGUUGACAGCGAACUUUCCUGGAGGUCUGUCUCAAUUCGUAUAUAAAUGACAGACACGUCUGUCGCUUUAUGCAAAACUACUUAUGCUAUAGAUGCACAUAUUCAGAGCCAAAAGCUUUUUAUUUCGCAUCAGAAGUGUGAAAACCGUACUUUUUCUUCAUAAUGUGAAAAGGAUUUUAGAAUGUGUAGUCUAUAAACCAUCACUAUGAUAUAAUUAUGUAACAUGAUAAAUGGUAAAAGCCAGUAUUAGGUGAUGACGACCAGGGCCCAGUUGUUCAAAAGGUGAUUAGCUUAAUCAGUGAUUAGCGCAAAUUUUAAUCUUUAUGUAACUUCAAAACAAAACUACUGAAUUAGGUACAACUUUCCAGAUAUCAAAUGUGCGAUGUGUUUAAUGAUGGUUAAAGUCUGAUGUGAACACGUCCCUUUAAAGUGCACCAUUUGGGUGCUGAAAACAGAUUCAAUAAAUAUAUCCAUACACUACCAAAUAUAACAGUAUGCACACGAGCAGUUUACGUCAAAGUGUUUUGUCAAUAGUGUUCAAACGGGGCACAUUCAGAUUAACAUAAAACUAAAAUCUACAUAUGUCCGUUAAAACGUUUUACAUGUUUGACAUUCGAUGUCAAUUCGAACAAAUAGAAAGAUAAAUUGCAUAUCUGGGUGAUCAUUGUGAAAUGCAGUUUCUGUUGAAUAAUAAACAAAUCAACGGGUCUGUAUGGGGAUCUAAAUGUAAAUUAUCUUGCAUCAGAUGUUAACCGGAGCUAUUAAGAAAAGUUAAGUUACAAAGAAAACCUUACAGACCGAUCUAGCACAUUUCAAAACUGUUGUCAUCACCAUCAUUUGAAACAUUAAAUUUAAAAAUCGUCCAACUUGCCUUGGAACCAAUCGUAUUUAAAUACAUUAUUAACACAUAUAUUACUUUGUACUUAAAUGAUUAAAACAAAAUAAGAGACCGAAUUUGUUUACUUGUAACUAAAGGUAUCAACAUCGCGCGGCGAGAUAUCAGCGAUGAGAGCUACGUCAAAAAAGUUAGGAUUCCAAAAGCCAAAUCUACCAAAGGCAAUAUUAUAUAUAGAAUGUUUGGUAACCAAACUGAUAAGGUUGUAAUUUUGAAAGGAAUAAGUUAUUGAGUACAUGUAACAUAAUGCUUUAAAUUUAUGGGAAUAUCACUCUGUUUCUCUGAAAAAUAUUGACACAUGAAUGCUUUUUCUCUUUCUAGCUGUUAUAUGUUCUUUUUAAACACGUGUGUUUUCUGUGUAUGUAGUUGCCUUUCAUCUUCAUGAAGAUGGUUAGUAUACAACUCCUUUGUUUUCUGAUUGAGUAGUAGCCCCGUGCUCGUCCUCUCAUUGGAUUUUAUUUAUUGUUUGAUUAUGUUUUUAUUUGUUAGGAUUUAUGACAUUUUAGUUGUUGUGUUGUUUAUUAGUUUAUAAUUCAUGUAAGGUUUAAAACUAGCUGGAUGAGUCUUCCUUCUGAUGCUUGUAGAAAUAAAGUUUAUUUAAAAC
Molecule: messenger RNA, 3647 nt
Organism: Mizuhopecten yessoensis (Yesso scallop)
Lineage: Eukaryota; Metazoa; Mollusca; Bivalvia; Pectinida; Pectinidae
Exons: 4
Coding region: 102-2063 (653 amino acids)
Molecular function (GO): oxidoreductase activity
Source: RefSeq, a predicted model, not a curated record